GCUGGCUUCAUGCGAAUAUUAAUAUCCAAUCAUACAAUGUAGUGUUCAAUUAAUUCCUGAAUACGAGCUGAAUAUUUUUCGGGAAAAGGAAUUUAGUUUGAAAUCAUUGGCUACGAGGUGAAUUCCGUACCCUAAUGCCAGUGUCCUUAUCACACCGAGUACGAAGUCUUUUACACCUUUCUUCAAUUUGGUCAAGAAUAGUUGGCGCCAAUACUUACGCUUACCGUCUCUAACCAUCUGUUUAUAAUUGCACUGGUAGCCCCCUCCCAGAGUCCUGAGCAAUUUUCGAUUCAAAAACUCUUUUACUUCAUCUACGGCUCCAGUUCAAUCGACAAUCAAAAUGUCUCAGUGCAGCUCAGAGAUGGACCUCGACGGCCCCGAUGUAGACCAAGAGGCCAUGCCUUUAAGGCUUUUAUCACUCGGCAAGUUGAAACCUCCUCUUUUGAGAUAUCUACUAAACGUUUGAUUACAGACGGUGGUGGAAUUCGAGGGCUAUCCGAGCUACUUAUCCUCGACGAGAUAAUGCGCCGUCUCAAACACCAGUGUAAAUCUUCUGAUGACCUAUUACCGGCAGACUAUUUUGACAUGAUGUGCGGCACAAGUACAGGAGGGUAAGUGUUUUCCUUCCUAAAAUCUUCUGGCCGGAGGCUGGAUACUUACCAAGCCUAGCUUAAAUGCGUUGCUGCUUGGACGACUCCGUUUACCUACAACAGAGGCUAUUAAAUGUUAUGCUUCAAUAGCAGAGCAGAUUUUCAAAGGCAAAAAAUCGAAGGCAUUGCAUGGUUAUACUUUUGACGCAUCCAAUAUGGAGCAAGCAAUCAAGUCUUUGUUGGAGAACAAAUAUGGACUGGGUCACGGCGAUGACCGGAUGCUUAUGAAUGAGGAAGAAAAUUGCGGCGCAUGUAAAACGUAUGUAUCACUGCUUAGAAAAUAUUUUACGGUAGCACAAGUCUCACUAUCUAUAGUUUCGUGUGUGCUGUCAGUUCACUCCACGUUGAAGGUGCUCCUACAAAAUUUCGUUCAUGGUUAGCUGUUAAGGAUCAAAGUUACAAUUGCAAGAUCUGGGAAGCAGCUCGAGCAACGUGUGCAGCCCCUCGACUUUUCAAAAGCAUCAUGAUUGGAGAAAAUGGGAUCGAUGAAGAAUUUGUGGAUGCUGGGCUCGGCUGCAAUAACCCUGUUCAACAAGUGAUAGCAGAAGCGCGAUCCGUGUUUGGUCCACUGAGGCCCGUCACUUGCAUUCUCAGUAUUGGUGCCGGGACUCACAAGCCUCUCGGUUUCACGAAACCAAAAUCGGCACUGGAGAGAGCCGUUCCAUCAGAUCUCGUGAACGUCCUAGCAGGUUUGGCAACAUCAACUGAAAAGGAGGCUGCCGAGAUGGACAAGAAAUAUAGACACAUUCCUGGGAUUUAUCACAGGCUGAAUGUUGGGAGAGAUAUCGGGGAAAUUAAACUUGAAGAGUGGGAGGAGCUAGGCCAAGUCACUGCGCAUACGAAAGCAUACCUCCGGAAGGAUGAUAUUGAUCAUCAAAUCGAUGAAAUCGUAGCUGCGUUGGCACACGAGCGUACUCCCAAGCUCAAUAUUAAUCUUCAAGUGCUUGGUAACUAAUAUCUAUCAUGUUGUUAUGCCAUCAUUGUGGCUAAUGAAUUUAGAUGGUCGAAUACAUCAUAAUCCUGUUACCAUUCAUACGCAUGCCUGCUUUCCGGUUGAUUUGACUGAUACUAAAGCAUUCAUAAAACGAUCCUGCAUGGGCGGAAUUGAAGAAAGAAUAAACCAGGUGUUACUAAAUGGAUCGACAGACGCUGUAGUUCUUCAUGGAAUUGGGGGCUGUGGUAAAACUCAACUUGCUCUUCAUUAUUGUCGCGAAAUGAAACGUACUGGUUCUUUCUUUGCUAUAAUGUGGAUUGAGUGUGGGUCAGAGGCAUUGAUGAAGGAAAGCUUUCAUGGAAUUGCGAAAUCGAUCAUGCAUGACCACGAAGACAGGAUGGAGCAAAACCGCCGUUCCGCCGCUGCGUUAGCUAAGAUGCGAGAGUGGAACCACAAUCAUCCGUGGCUCAUCGUCUUCGACAAUAUGAAUAGUCUUUCCCCUCACAACAUAAAAUCCUAUAUCCCAGGCGGUGGCUACGGUUUCAUCAUCAUAACGGGCCGUCAUCCAGACCUUAGUAGGCUCGGUCACUCUGUGUCUAUUGGGAAUCUAGAUGAAGACGAGGCCAUUGAACUACUCUUCAAUCACACCGAACAUAUCAAUGGAAGGACAGAUGAGGAUAUCAGACAAGCCCGCGAAAUUUGCCGUCUGCUCUCAUGCCUUUCAUUAGCUGUAGCCCAAGCUGGAGCUUAUAUUAAGAAUAGGAGACUUGAACUCAACGCAUUCGCCGAAUUAUACGAACAGCGACGGGAGGAAAUAAUGGCUUAUUAUCCUCCAACCUGGACAUAUAGAGCACCCAAUCCAUCGAACCCUAAACAAAAGAUACCUCUUACUCUUUUUACUAUAUGGGAGCAAUCUUUCAAGUGCAUUAGCGGCGAGAUGCUAAACGCGAAGCGCCACUUUCUUUGUAUCAGUGCGUUUCUACUAAAUGGGACUCGAAUGAGCUCAAUGCUUUUUCAAAACUGUUUCAAUAUGGCCACACAAAGACCACGGUGGAUGGAGAUUUUCAGGGACAAAGGAACGGAUAGUUGGAGUCAGAGCAAAUUUGAAGGUGUUUUGGAAGAGCUCAGCAAUCUUAGUUUGUGCCAAAUCGUAAAGAAGACCAAACACGACGAGUGCUUCUAUUCUUUUCAUCCCAUGAUCCGAGAAUGGGCGCUUUAUCGACCAGAUCCGCGUACGAGACAGGACCUUGCAUUAGAAGCUUUAUGCAUUCUUCAAUAUUCGUUGAGGAUUUCUAAGGGCGUUUCUAUACGCAAUUCUAAUUCUGGCAUUGAGAAAGACAUAGAAGCUUGCUUCCUCAACUGGGUAAAGUUUGGAAGUCAGCCCCUCUCGGGAAACAGUGAAAUCCCUCAUUUCACUUUAUUUAUGUCUUUAUUUUUUGAAGAGAGUGGAAAAUACAGUGUGGCGAAAGAGCUAAGAGAAAAAGUUGAAGUUUAUUCCCAGGAACAUGACCGAACUCUCUACCACCUAAGCCGUCGUCAUCUAGCACUUGCGUUAGUGAGAUUGCAUAGAUUUAGAGAAGCAGAAAAAAUUAUAGGCGGGCUUUUGGAAUCUCUCCCGAAAGAUCUGUGCGACACUGAGUAUGAACUCCAGCUCUCAUUAGAACUUUCAUACAUCUAUGUCGAAAUGGGCAGAAAUACGCCAAAUAAAGUUUAUAGUAUUACUGACGGUAAUGACCUGCUGAAAAGAGCCUUGGAUAUUGAGACGCGUUUUUAUAACGGCUGGAGAACCAAUUCUGAUAAUUUAUUAUAUAUUCUAAUAUCAUUAGCGUUCUUAAAUGACAGGAUUCCUUUCAACGAGCAUAACACGACCAGACAACGACUAAUAGGUACACAUACCGAACUGUUUAAGCACGGUAAAGAUCACGAGGCAAAAGUGAAAAAACUCUGGUCGGCUAGAUCACUUCGGGUGGAGGGGCACUAUGAUGCUUCCGAGGCCAUGGAGGAAGAAAUUUAUAGGGAUAGCUUGAGGAAAUCUGGUGAUACGGAUUUCUUUGCCUUAAUAUCACAGGCAAACUUGGCGGGGUUUAUGGAACGUCGGGGAGACAUUGAAAAGGCUUUGGAAUUACAACGGACGGUUUUCCGCAAGUUUGAGCAGAAAUAUGGGGUUUCGUAUUUGGCAACUCAUGCCCUUGCCAUCGACCUCUACCAUAUGCUUAUGGACCAUGGAUAUCGCGAAGAAGCUGAUACCAUAUUUAUAAAGUAUUACAAGGGGCCAACUUCAUUUUAUGAUUAUAGUGAUCUGAUUCAGUUACCAGAGAUCAUUCAUGUUUCGAUCUAGUCAGUACCCGAAUCAAUUUUCAUCCCUCAUAUUUCAUUCAAUUCAGCACUCGGCCUCCUUCGUUCGCUUAUCCUCUGUGACACGUACUCCAUCAUCAACAAGACGAGGAAACCGAACUGACUUGAUGACUUCUCUAAAACGAUAAUCUAGUUUGAUAUAUCUUGAUAAGAGGGGGGAUAUAUGGUAAGGGAAGAAUGUAGCCAUCUAAUUGAAGGAGAAG
This is a messenger RNA of Sclerotinia trifoliorum, 4142 nucleotides long. The record is from the annotation of a GenBank genome assembly. NCBI's taxonomy places the organism in Eukaryota, Fungi, Ascomycota, Leotiomycetes, Helotiales, Sclerotiniaceae.